GGAAGGGGAAACGGGGGGUGGGAAGGGGGAGAUAGGGAAAAGGGGGAAGGAUGGCAGACAAGGUGGGAGGGACGGGGAAGGGGUAGAGCGGAGGGUGUUGACUCCUGUGCUGGCCCAUCCUCAUCAAGAUGGCAGUCACCUCACAGCGGCAGCAGGACAUGGCGGUUCUCCUCUCUCACGGACACCGUUCAACUGGGAGCUGAGGGCGGUUCCCCCCGCUCACGGACAUUGGUUCACUGAGGAGCUGCGGCCACCGCCGCCGUAGUAAGCGACAGGGGAAAGGCGUGGGGCAGACGUCCCGUCGGAACGAACCGACCGCAGCAAGAUGGCGUUCCUGCACAUCUGAACCAGUCAGCGUCUUGUGACGUAAUCGAAAACCCCUCACCAAGAUGGCGCUACCGCCCGCCUCUUUGGCCGGACGUACGUCCGCGGCCAUUGGCUGCAGGCCGGGGCAAAGGGCAGCGGCGAGGCCCCCAUUGGUCGCCGUGCCGAGGCGGGAAGCAAAAUGGCGGAGGAGAUGCGGGAGUUUGUGUCGGAGCUGCUGAAGAGCGGCCUGAGUGACCUGACUCACUCCAUCGUGCAGCAGAAAUAUCUGAAGCACCUCCAGAAGGAAACCCUGAGCAGCAAGGAGAAGGCAGAGUUGAAAGAGGUGGUGGAGAGAGCACUGAUUGAAUACCCGAGCAGUGACUCAAGUGAUGACGAGCCCCUCAGCAGGAAGGCGGAGGCCCUAAAGAAGAAGAAGCAACAGCAGCUCUCUCGGAAACGCCAGCGACAAGAGGGAGGUGGAAGUGGCAGUGAGAGCCCCCCUCCCCGAGGGGCAGCCCCUCAGAGGAAGAGGGGACGAAUCGCCUCCACUGAGUCAGACAUCGGAUCUGAGUCUCCCCGACGGGACGAGUCAGGUGAUGAGCUGCGAUGCAGGAGAGUUGGAGGAGAUGAACCAGCCUCUGAGACUGACCGGAAGCCAGGAGCUCUUCCAGGGCAGGGGAGAGGUGCCGGAGAGGCGGUGGAGGGAAGAGAUGGAGAGGAAUCUGCAAUGAAAUCAGGGCAGGAAUUAUCAGAGUGCCUGGCGAGGUGUUCCCACGUGGACAGUCCCCGGAAGGAGGGCGACCGAGGUCCUGACUCACAGCUGAGCGGAGAGGAGGAGGGACACAAACGAGCUGGGAGAAAGUUCACCCAGAGCAGAAACUGGGCGGGUGAGGACGCUGAUACUGCCCGAGGGGCACUGAGGAAACCCAGCCCCCGGCAGGUCGAGGUGCUGUCUGAGGCGGAGGAGGGUGGUGAAGGCAGUGAGAGGGAGGAGGAGAAGGCAAGGAGGGAGGGGAGACAUAAGAAGGGUGUGCAAGGGUCCCAGCAGAAGGGAAGGUCCAAACUGAAGGAGGUGAUGAAGACUGAGGAAAUAUCAGAAGCGAGUGAGAGUGAGGAGGAGUGGAGUGGGAAGAAUGUGAAGGAGAGCUCAAGAGUAAGGCAGAAGGGCAUGCAAGGGUCCCAGAGGAAGGCUGGGUCCAAACAGAAGAAGAAGGAGGUGUCAGAGGAGGACGAGAAUAGUGAAGACAGUGAAGAGGAGAGUGUAGAGAAGACGAAGAAGCAGACAGUCAAAGGGAAACAGAAAGGGUCCUGGAGGAAGAGUGGAUCCAAACAGGAGAAGGGGGUGUCAGAGGAGGAUGAGGACAGUGUAGGGAAGACGAAGAAAGAGAUGUUCAAAGUGAAGCAGAAGAGUAUGCAAGGGUCUAAGAGGAAGAGUGGAUCAAAACAGAAGAAGGAGGUGUCAGAGAAAGAUGAGGAUAGUGAAGGCAGUGAGGAGGAGAGAGUGCAGAAGACGAAGAAGCAGACUGGCAGAGAGAGGAAGAAGGGUGUGCAAGGGACCCAGAGGAACAACAGGUCCAAACAGAAGAAGGGAGCAGUGUCAGAGGAGGGGAGUGAGGAGGAAUCAGAGGUGAGUGAGGGUGAGGAAGAAUGGAGUAGGAAGCGUAUGAAGGAGAUCUCUGUGAGACAGAAGAGUGUGCAAGGAUCCCAGAGGAAGAGUGGGUCCAAAGAGAAGGAGAAGGAUGUGUCAGAGGAUGAGGAUAGUGAGGACAGUAAGGAGGAGGAAGCAUUGAGAACAGUACCAAGGAACGGAAAGCUGGCAGGAGGGAGGGAGAGAAGGAUAGAGGGCCACAAGCAGAAAGCAAGGAACGGGAAGGGUGAUGGCAGGAAGCAAGAGAGUGAUGAAGAAUCAGGAGAUUCUUAUGAGGAGCAAGGAACAAGAGGGGGAGAGACGGGGGAGGAGAAAGCGACAAGUGGAGGGAAUUCAUCAAGUGAGGAAGAGACGGACAGGGGCAAGUCACAGAGGUCACCACACAAGGAGGGAUUGAAGAGGAACAAGGGUCACUCUGGGGACGAGGGUUCCUCGGAUACAAGAUCCACAUCGGCCAGCGAAGUGGACAAAGAGGCUGACGGGCAGAGUGGGUCUCCCUCGAGGAAGAAAGCACAGCAUAAGGAACACAGCAAGAAGCAGUCAGGCAGCAGGAAGGAGGAACACCCCACAGUCCGGCGGCUGAAGCGCUGUAUCCUCGCCUGUGGGGUCCGCAGGAACUACAAGAAGCUCUUUGAAAACUGUCAUUCCAACAAGUCCAUGAUUAGGGUGCUUCGGCAGGAGCUGGAGAAACUGGGGGUGGAAGGGAACCCCACCCUGGAGAAGUGUAAGGCUAUACGGCUCAGACGGGAGGAAGAAGCAGAACUGGCUUCGCUGGAUGUCAAUAACAUCAUUGUGACCGAGGGCCGCCCUCGCCGUCACUGUGAUUCAGCCUGGGGCAGCAAGACCACCCCCACUCAGACCUACCGACGCUCGUUGGGCUCCGAUUCCGAGGGGGAGGAUGAUCCUCCCCGCAAGCUGACAGCCUGGUCCAAUCUGAAGGGGCUCAUCAGCGAGGAGUCUGACAGCAACUGAGGGAGCUCCCGCUCUCUUCCCCCUUCUCCUUCCCCUCCUAUCCCUACCCUCAUUCUUCAUCCUAACCCUUUCCCUCCUUCGCCCUCCCACUAACCAUCUCUCCUGUCCCUGUCCCUUUCACCACUCUCUCUCCCCCUACCCUGAUGCUCCUUUCCCUGUCCCUCUCCCUCCCACUAACCAUCUCUCCUGUCUCUGUCCCUCUCACCACUCUCUCUCCCCCCACCCUGACGCUCCUGCUCCUGUCCCUGUCCCUUUCACCACUCUCUCUCCCCCCACCCUGACGCUCCUUUCCCUGUCCCUCUCCCCCCACUCUGACGCCCUGUCCCUCUCACCACUCUCUCUCCCUCCACCCUCACACUCCAUUUGUACAGCUUUCUACAGUUCUGUAAAUAAAUGACGUGGAUUCUGUGUUGAACGACAGCAGCAAUUACAGUGGGUGUUUAAAUGCCGUUCUGUACGUCAUACUGCACAGCAGUCAACCAAGCCUUAUAUAUAGAAUAACAGACCCCUAGGAGUGGUUCGCGGGCUGGGACCUAGUUCAGGGGGUUUAUAUACAAAAUAUCAGAUAGAAACAUAGAAAACCUACAGCACAGUAGAGACCCUUCGGCCCACAGAGCUGUGCCGAACAUGUCCUUACCUAAGAACUACCUAGGCUUACCUAUAGCCCUCUAUUUUUCUAAGCCCUAUUUACACCACCACCACCAGCAGCCCAUUCCACACACUCACCACUCUCUGCGUAAAAAUUUACCCCUGACAUCUCCUCUGUAGCUACUUCCAAGCACUUUAAAACUAUACCCUCUCGUUCUAGCCAUUUCAGCCCUGGGAAAAAGCCUCUGACUAUCCACACGAUCAAUGCCUCUCAUUAUCUUGUACACCUCUAUCAGGCCACCUCUCAUCAUCCAUCGCUCCAAGGAGAAAAGGCUGAGUUCACUCAGGCAUGCUCCCGAAUCCAGGCAACAUCCUUGUAAGUCUCCUCUGCACCCUUUCUAUGGUCUACACAUCCUUUCUGUAGUGAAGCAACCAGAAUUGAGCAUAGUACUACAAGUGGGGUCUGACCAGGGUCUUAUAUAGCUGCAACAUUACCUCUUGGCUCUUAAACUCAAUCCCACAGAGUCAACCUGCAUAACAGUUUUGAGUGUCCUAUGGACUCGGAUCCCGACCCCAAGAUCCCUCGGAUCCAGGACUGGGUAUCAGGCUAGGAUCUCAUCCAGAGGUUUAUAUAUAGAACAGAUCCCAAGGAGAGUGUAAUGGUUUGGGAUCUAAUCCAGGGGUUUAUAUAUAAAACAGAUCCCUCAGAGAGUGUUAUGGUUUGGGAUCUAAUCCAGGGGUUCAAGAGUUUAUAUAUCGAAUAACAGGUCCCCAGGAGUGUGUUAUGG
Messenger RNA from Mobula hypostoma (lesser devil ray), 4302 nucleotides. It is a transcript of the gene hirip3, whose product is annotated as HIRA interacting protein 3. The record is from RefSeq and is a predicted model, not a curated record. The coding region runs from base 506 to 2926 and encodes 806 amino acids. Gene Ontology annotation, cellular component: nucleus. Lineage: Eukaryota; Metazoa; Chordata; Chondrichthyes; Myliobatiformes; Myliobatidae. The transcript has 7 exons.